This is a messenger RNA of Pygocentrus nattereri (red-bellied piranha), 7742 nucleotides long. It is a transcript of the gene klf7b, whose product is annotated as Kruppel-like factor 7b. The record is from RefSeq and is a predicted model, not a curated record. Bases 393 to 1277 code for a protein of 294 amino acids. Gene Ontology annotation, molecular function: DNA-binding transcription factor activity, RNA polymerase II-specific; RNA polymerase II cis-regulatory region sequence-specific DNA binding. The transcript is spliced from 4 exons. Gene Ontology annotation, biological process: regulation of transcription by RNA polymerase II. NCBI's taxonomy places the organism in Eukaryota, Metazoa, Chordata, Actinopteri, Characiformes, Serrasalmidae.
GAUGAGGAUCUAGGCGGCCGCUUCUCCUCGCCACUCUUUCGCAUCCCACUCUCGGGCUGCGCGCGGGAUUGCAAUAAAAGUGAGACCACGUUUCAAACUAAAUCUCCUCUUUUUUUCCUCCCCCCCGCCUCCUCCCACCUCCUCCCACCUCCUCGUCGUUCAUCUGCGCCUUUUUUUUUUUUUGCGCCUCUGCAUCACCGCCGCACUUCCAGGAUCGCGGACCUGGAGAGUUGUUUUUGUUGAUUCUCGUUGUUUUUUUUAUUCUUGUUGGGGUCUUUUUUUUACAUUCCUGCGCGCGCGUUGAGGAUCACCAGCAACAAUAACUAAAAAAAAAAAGAGAGAAAGAAAGACGAGCAAAGAAAAAAAGAAGCGUCCGGUUCGCGAGCUCCAGGAUGGACGUGUUGGCGAAUUACAGUAUCUUUCAGGAACUUCAGCUCGUGCACGACACCGGCUACUUCUCGGCGCUCCCGUCGCUGGAGGAGAACUGGCAGCAGACGUGUCUGGAGCUGGAGCGGUACCUUCAGACAGAGCCCAAGAGGUUCUCUGACCUCUUCGAUGAGGAACUGGACUGCCUCCUGACGCCAGCAUUCAUGAAAAGGGACAGUGAUGAGGACCUGAUGGACCCACUGCUGCCCGGCCUAGCUGACGAGCCUAGUCCGCCACCGCCUCUGCUUGUUUCCCUACCCAAGAGCCUCCACGCCCCAGCCAGUGGAAAGCCCACAGAUGCAGGGGCAAAAGAAGGGGGUGUGAACCCAGCACAGCUGAGUGCCGUCACCUCCCUCACACCGCCCUCCUCCCCCGAGCUGGGUCGGCACCUGGUCAAGCCCACGCAGACUCUGAGCGCCACAGCCGAUGGCACGCUCACACUCAAGCUGGUGGCCAAGAAAGUGGGUUUGGGUGCGGCUAAGUUGGUGGCGACACACUCACUACCCUCACCGCCUAGCCGGGGUGCACAGAGUGAUGGAGAGGGAGGCGUGGGUUCAGUGGGGGUCAGCGACAUUCCAGAGAACAAGAAGAGGGUCCAUCGUUGCCAGUUCAAUGGCUGCAGGAAGGUUUACACAAAGAGCUCCCACUUGAAGGCACACCAGAGGACGCACACAGGUGAGAAGCCGUAUAAAUGCUCCUGGGAAGGCUGUGAGUGGCGUUUCGCCCGCAGCGAUGAGCUGACUAGGCACUACCGCAAACACACCGGCGCCAAACCCUUCAAGUGCAACCACUGCGACAGGUGUUUCUCCAGGUCUGACCAUUUGGCUCUGCACAUGAAGAGGCACAUCUGAGGGAGGAAGAGGAGAGUGAGAGCGAGAGCGAGGGAGGGUGGGGGAGAAAGAGAGAGAGAGAAGGGGAGAGCGAGAGAAGAGGCUCACCCAGAGAAGAAGACCCCUGCGGAGAACUCGAAAAACAAAAGCUCGAGCUUUCUGAGAGGAGAUAGAGGGGAGCUUUUGAGCGAGAAUCACGAGGCGAGGAGGUUCUGAGGGCAGAGCUUACGGGAUUCUUCAGCAAGUCCGCAAAAUCCAUUGCCAUUUUCGCAUUUUUUGAUCCGUUUAAUUAGCCCGAGCGCUUGGCUCGGGAGUCAGACACUGCCAAACUGUUGCUGUUGUCUUUUUCCUCACUAUUACUCUUCUUUGUACAGUAAAAUCACAACAUGAGACAGGAGAACCUGUGAACACUGCAUUAUGUACAGAUCCCUCCAGUGCACAUCACGUUCCACACACACAAAAAAAAAGGAAAAUGACGCUUCUGCUGUAGAAAUGUAAAUGUCCUCUCAAGAAUCGUACCCUCUGACACUGGAACGGAAAGUUUGCUUCCUUCUUCUUCUUCUUCCGAGGAUUUGUCAUCGUGACGUCUUCAUGCCGUGUACAGCAAGCUCGCCAACUUGGAAGACGACGUUGCCAAAAGACAGGCUUCCGGAUGGUGGCCAGAGCCUUGUGGUCCAAAGGCGAGGUCCAGGCUGACCUCCCCCUGCUCUCCGCUUCAGAGCGUGUCUCCCUCUCUCGUUCUUUAGGCAACUAAAAUGCGCAGCGACACUUUCUUGCCUUUUUUUUUGUUUUGUUUUCUUUCUUUUUUUUAGUAAAAGACAGUGUUACGACAAACAGAAAGAUUGUUUCUGAACUGAAAAUGUCUUAAAACUUGGAAAACAACAAGACAAACUUUGCAUACACGAGCGUGAAUGUGCACAUACGAGCACCGGGAAUUGCUUCGGACAAAGCAGCCUUCCCUGCAUGCGCGAAGUGUUCAAUCCAGCGGCACCUAUCUAGCACUGACAGGAAGGACGUUUGAAGAAACGGACAAAGGAUCUGGGCUCUACUGGCUUGCGAUGAAAAAGGAAGGAUGCCCCUCUGGUCUUCUGUUCUGUUUUUUUUCCCUCCAUUCCGAAAGCAAGCGCUUUUCAACACUGGAAAAACCGCUAGCUGGCUCUCUGCUGAUACCGGCGCCCAUAUUGGAGCUUCUGCGGAGGACUAAAAGGCCUGUUUCCAGCUGCUCCUGCAGAAACUGGAGGCAGGCAGGACAUUCUGCCUCUUGGAAUUUCUCAGACUGGAGACGCCUGUUGGCAUCGGAAUUCCCGAAAAGAAAAAAAAGGGGAAAAAAGGAACACAGUGGCAUCAGGCCAGACGAACUGUUGCCUGUUUCGUAUCCAUUGUCUGCACUGACUUUUUUCAAUGUUCUCUGUGCUUUUUUUCCAUACAGAUGAAAAAAAAUAAACAAAAUAAAACAAAAAAAGGUCAAAAAUACCACGAAACAAACAAAAAAAAUCAGAAAACAGUAAAAAAAAAUGAUAAUAAAACAAAUCUCUCACAUAGACGCGCACGUAACAAGAAAACACAAUGGUUUCUUAGCUCAUGGCUCUUUUUUCAGAGCCAAAAAAAAAAUCACAGGAGAAAUAAUUAUGGAGUUAAUGAACAGAGUUAGAAACAGAACACUGCAUGGCAGCCUCUCUCGAACAUACACACACUUAACAUGCACGCAGAUUGCUUCCCGGCAUUAUUUGUUCUACUACGAUAUCUUCGCAGUAGGGUUUUUAUUUUGUGUUUUUCAGCGGAGGAGGAUUUCUUUGCGCCUGAAGUCAAGCUUUGAAGUUGGAAACGCGAGAGCUCAUUCAUAUGUUCUUGCAGUCACGCUAAACUAGGCCUAGGCUUAGCUCUAGCUAAACAAACAGCUUCGGAAUCUGGGGAUGAGUCCGCGUGGUUGUUCCCAAGAUUGUUAAGCCUGCCAAGGACCUAGGACCUUCUUCUCUAUUAGGUUCGGGGGGCAGGCUUUGGGGGCUCUGUUACAUUGAAAGGGAGAUUCAAAGCCAUCAAAAACUAAACGGACCCAAUAUGGACUUCAGGGGAACCUCGCAAACCCGAUCGAUACCAAAAAAGCCGAAGCUGCCCAGGCACCGCUCUCCAAUACAAAACCUGCUGAAGGCAGCUCCUCCUCCACCAAUACACCAACACAUAUACACACACACACACACACACACACAUGCGCGGGCACACAAGAAAACACUUUUCGACUACAAGGACGUAUCAAAUCUGCUCUAGGCAAACCUGGAUUUUUAGGUUUUUGCGAAUCGCUUUUGGAUUUAUAUGCUCAAGAUCUUUUUGGAUUUCUUUCGCUUUUGCUUUCCGUGCCAUGGGUUUAGCUUUUUGGUUCUCCACUGAGAUGCAAAGGAUGCCAAACUCAAAGUGGAGGGAUGACGUUAUUUGACCCCUUCCACACUUUAUGUACAAUCAGAUUUUGGGGUUAUCGUGUGGCACUUUUUCCACUAGAGGCGACACGCGUUCGUGACGAUUGUGAGUCUUGUCAAUGCAGGGCACAUUCCAAGAGGAAUACUGGUAUAGUGUCAUAUUAGCAUUGUGAAUAACACUACACCGCCCAUUUGACGGGGGCCAGUUUUUCAGAAUUUCUUCACUGAGAUGUAAACAAAGUCAUUCAGAGUAGGUUCGAUGCGACAUGGUUCGUUGUCUUCACAAUGAUGAUGAUGGGAACCAGGGGUCGCAAAAAUAUAGCCCUCUUAUUUACUGUCCAAAACAACCAAUGAAACUACACAUUUUGGGUUUUUUGUACAGAUUGAAUGUUGAAUGAUGGUAAAAAAGUGAUAAAUCUGAAAAAGAACACCUUUCUGGGUGCCUUAUAGUGCCACCUAACCAAAACCCUACCAAACUAUCGUAAAACAAUGUCUCAAGAAUCGGGCCUCGUAUUAUCCAUUUCAGGUAAUACCUUCCUGCAAGGAUACUUUUAGAGACAGUAAAUGCUUCCAAAAGCUGGUUACCAUCAAUGGUGACCACAGAGACUUUCUUUAGAAAGUUUCACAUCAAACGAUUCUGAAUGACUUAGUUCACACCUUGACAAUUGAAAAGUGCAGAGAGUUUGGAAAACCGUCUCCUCUUUAAGUAGUUGUGGGACACUGCAGAGAGCACUGGUCGGUUGCAUUAGGCAAAACAAACUCAAAAUACAUUAAUUCUUGAGGAUCUUCACCCUAAGGUCAUGAAAGAUACAACCAACCUUGACCAGAUGACCAAGAUAUGUCGAAUCUGGUCUCCCACAACUCUUAAUAUACACAUCACUUAUGCUGGCCACCAUUUGAGAGAAAGCAGCAACCAGAAAACGGUGUCAUAUAGUUCCUUUUUAUCGAAGGUACACGAAAGGAGCCUUCUACAGCUUCUAGCGCCCGAUGAUACAUCUGUACAUUGCCAUUGUAAAUGCAUAAAUGCAAAACUACUAAAAGCGAAGAGCUUAUUUUUUUGCCGAGAAAAACUAUAACGUUCCAGAACGUACCAAAUGAAUAUGACAUAGGCCAAUCCAAUAGAAUAGCAAUCAGCAUGCUACAGACGUAGCCUGCACUUGCUGAGUUUUGAACGCCCACCCCCAUCCCCUCCCCUUCUUCCUCCUCCCCCCCUACACCUCCUCUCUCCUACACUACAGUAACGACAUCAGUGAUCAAUGCACAAUCAACUGCCGGAACAUCAAAUGCACGCUCACCCUUUGCCCAAAGAUUUGCAAGUAAACUGCUGGGUGAAAAUGAGCGAGAGAAAGAGGACGUUUUUAUUCGUUUUUUUUUAGUUUGGUUGAACACUUAACGAGAUGCUAUCCCCUCCCCAAAGUCAAGCCCAUUGAAUUUCUUUUCCUGAGCAUCAGCGUGUGACCACUGCCAUGGUCUUUUGGGUAUGUGUGCUUGUAAUAUAGUCAUGCCGGUUUGUUUGUCAAGCCAAGGGUGAUUUAUUUGAUUCUUUUUUGCAGAGUAGCAGUGCAGCAGCAGCAGCGAAGUAGUCGCACUGGUUUUAGUACACUGCAUAUAUUACCGUGGAGUCUAAUCUUUCUGAGGGAUGUUUAAGGUGAAAAAAAAAAAAGAGUCUUCGGAAGGUCAGAAUUGCCUGUCGAGUCGGGAUGCCUUCGACAAAUCACUGGUGAUGCCCAACAUUUUCCCAGUAAUCAAAGCAAAUUUGUUAUUAUUUGGACUGGAUUUGGGCCACACUUGGCAGACCAACAGCAGCCUGUAAGAGUGAAAUGGGAUUUUUAUGUAUUUAUCCUAAGAAGACAGGGAAUAGUUAGCAUCCUGUAAGCCACCUUCCAGUGAAUCAAUCCCCCAGCUGUUUCAUUUUGGCUGAAGUGGAGCUUUCAGGCAGAUAAGAACGAUGGAACAGGCAAAAGGUCUCUGUUGACUCUAACCCCUCAUACUCACAGAUCGUAGGUGUUCCAUUGCUUAGUUUGAACAGAACUUUAAACAGAACCAUUUCAAUACAUACCAUACGCACUUUGUGUGUACUGCUACAGUAGCUUAGUCUGUUAAUCUGCACCACUGUCGAUUGUCCACUUUGUCAUGACUUUUUUCAAGAUGUACCUCUCGCAGGAGCACAUGAGCUUGUCUAUUGGCUGUUUGGAGUAGAAUAGCAAAGUCAGUGAACGGACUAUUUUAGGAUCACAGAGUUUAUAGGAUUAUAACCCUAAUUUGUGCCUGAUUGAAUAAUCUGGCCUUAUUAAGAGGGGCAGUAGUCAGGACAGUGUGUGUCUACCUACUAUGCAGUAAGGUCAUCAGUGUUAAAUCAACUCCUGGAAACUAUACUGUCGCUGUCGUAACAAAAUCAAGAUGCUUUUGAAUGGUUCUACGGUUGGUAUAAUAUAGUUGGUAACACCUCUGCUUUCUAUGGUGUAGACUGGGGUUCAAUCCCUGCCUGGGAAGGCACCCUAAACUAUACCAAUAAAUAUACCAACCUUGGGCAAGACUCCUAACACCACCUUCGUCUACCUCUGUAAAUUGAUCAAAUUUUAUUGGAAAUUUGACAUGACAGCAUUGGUACCUGAGCCCAAAAGGCCCAUUUCACAUUUCUGAGUUGCCACUUUCUUUAGUUACAGGUCAUUUUAGAUUGUAAGGCAUCAAAUCAACUUCUAAGGUAUUUUUAAGGCAGUUGCUAAACUUGGACUACAGUACUGUGAAAGUCUAAGACCACCCUUCAUUUUUUCAAUUUCCAGUCAAAAUAGCCAUUAAACAGAAUUUUUAAAGGAACAAAUCAGAAAAUGACACAAAAGCCCCAAAAAUAACAUUUUCUCUACCACCCUUUAUGUUUAUUACAGGUACAAUUUUUGUGCUGUCCUCUAAAGUUCUCAGUUAUAGUUUUCUUUUGGGACAGCGAUGAUGUUUCCUGUUGUAGUGGCGGGUCGGAAAAGUGAAAAGGGCCGAGGAUUGAACCAUGUAGGAAUAUACGGGUCCAUACUUGAACCCUGGCGGAGUUCAUUUGACACUGUUUACUUUCCUGCAUAUCAUAAAAUAACCUCAAAAUGAGUGACUCAGUUAUUAGACUCAUGUCCUGUGAUCACAGAGUGCAUCUUGGAGUCAGUCUCUGUCUGCUGUGCUUGUCCGAACUCGAUGUGUCAGUAUAUACAGGAUUCACCACACCUUUCCUUUCCUAUGUCUCUCACCCUCCAUUCCUCUCUCUCCUCUCUUGUCUGUCCCACCCUGCAUAAGCAGGACCGCUGCCAGCUGCUCCCAGAUCAGCUCCUAGAAAGCCUUUGGAAAAAAUAAACCCUUCGAUUGCCAUGCCGCCGCUUUCAUGCCCCGCGUACCGUGUUUCCGGCUGUCCAGAGACAGUGACCUUUUACUUGUGAACAUCCCCGGCAGUCCACUAAGCAGGGAGCAACUCAGACCAACGACAGACCUCAGCCGACACGCUUCGUCCUCUAACGGGUGCUUUUCUCUUUGGCCGCUCUCCCCCGCCGCCGCCACCACCCUCCGGGGGGCCGGCCGGCGACGGCUUAGCGCAGGUUGCGUCGGGAAAAAAGGGAGCUCAGUAUAUGCCAUCUUUCAUGCGCGUCCACAACAAAAUCUUACACAAUUUGUACAGCAUGUAGUUUCUAGCUAGAGCAGGGCCCCCACCAUCCACACCUUCAUCCUCAGCAUCAUCACCCUCACCCUCACCCUCAUCCUACCUACACCACAACCGCCCUUCACCUCCCGCUACCUUCACGCUCACUUCCUCGACGUUUGUUUUCUUUCGUUUCUUUUUUAUUCAAUUCGGUUCCUUCGUUUUUUCCGUUCUUCUCCUUUUUGAUUUGCUGUAUAAAGUGUUUAAAAUAUUAUUAUUUGUAUGAUAUAAUGUUAGUAUGGUAAUGUUCUUUAUUAAGGAAGAAGAUAAAAUUUAUUUUUGUUACUGGUCUGUUUCAUAAUUCUUUUUUAAAUUGGUAUUGUAAGAUAUCUAUGCAAGAACUGUUCAGUGGAGCAUUUUUAUUUAAGAAUGUAAUAUGUGUAAUAAAUGGUAGAAUCUGAA